AUGAAAUUUUUUACAAUCGCUGUUGCUGCAUUCGUUGCUUGUACAGAAGCUGCUGCAAUUUAUACUCCAGUUGGUAAUUCAGUUCAAGUGAAAGUUAAAAAAGAUGCUGAACCAAUUACUUCUUUCAAAGGUCCAUCUACUAAUGCUGUUUUAUUUGAAAGAGGAUUUCCAAAUAUUACAAUUCCAAUUGAACAAUUAAAUAAAGCUAUUGCAGAUUUAUUAAGUGGUAAUAUUAUUGGAUCAGCUGUUGAUUUUGCUGAAUUACUUGCUACAUUAGGUAUUGAUGCUGUUCAAGCUGCUGAAUUUGGAUUACAUGAAGGUGAAACUCUUUUGGGAUUUGUUGCUCAACUUGGUUCAAUCAUUACUCAUGAAGCUUCAGCUCUUCAAUCAGCAACUAAAAGAGAUAAAGUUGAUAUUUCAACUAGAGAUUUCCCAAACAUUACUAUCCCAAUUGAAUUAUUAAAUAAAGCUAUUUCAGACUUAUUAAACUAUAACAUUGUUGGAUCUGCUAUUGAUUUUGGUCAAUUACUUGCUACAUUAGGUAUUGAUGCUGCUGAAGCUGCUGCAUUUGGACUUCAAGAAGGUGGAACCCUUUUAGGAUACGUUGCUCAACUUGGUUCAAUUAUUACUCAUGAAGCUUCACUUUUACAAUUAAGAAAAAGAGAUUCAUUCCCAGACAUUAAUAUUCCUGUUGAAUUAUUAAAUCAAGCUAUUUCAGAAUUAUUAAAUGGAAGUUUUGGAAGUUCAGUUAUUGAUUUUGGAAAAUUACUUGCUACUCUUGGUAUUGAUGCUGUCCAAGCUGCUGAAUUUGGAUUACAUGAAGGUGAAACUCUUUUACAAUACGUUGGACAACUCGGUCAAAUUAUUGCUUCAGUAUCUGGUAUUUUGAAAAGAGAUUCAUUUCCUGAUGUCAAUAUUCCUGUUGCUCAAUUAAAUCAAGCCAUUGCAGAUUUAUUAAACGGAGAUUUUGGUACUUCAGUUAUUGAUUUUGCAAAAUUACUUGCUACCUUAGGUAUUGACGCUGCUCAAGCUGCUGCAUUUGGACUUCAAGAAGGUGGAACCCUUUUAGGAUACGUUGGACAAAUUGCAAGAAUCAUCGCUUCAUUGGUUGGUGCUUAA
Lodderomyces pseudojiufengensis is the source of this 1119-nucleotide messenger RNA. RefSeq lists its product as uncharacterized. The transcript has a single exon. The coding region runs from base 1 to 1119 and encodes 372 amino acids. The record is from RefSeq and is a predicted model, not a curated record. Lineage: Eukaryota; Fungi; Ascomycota; Pichiomycetes; Serinales; Debaryomycetaceae.